UUUCAGCCUUCCGUCUUAUCUGGGCUCAGCUUCUUGAGGGCACAGCAAAUACACAGCUACAUCAAAGUUCAAGUAACAUUACAUUCAAUCGGUGAUUUGGUUUUCCAACAAGGAGACUUUCUGGAGAACUUUCGUAUCAUUUUGGAGUAAAUAUGUUGACCUUCGUCUUUUUGUGCUUCUCUCUCUCCGUCACAGGCAUACAUGCUGCUUUUCAAGUUACUGUUAGUUCUCCAGUUAAAGUGAAAGAGAAUCAGGGAAUUGACUUGCAAUGUUCCUACACUGCUGACUUCGGAGCAACACCCAGAGUAGAAUGGAAGUUCAAGGAUCUCAAAGGCUCUCAGACAUUAGUCUACUUUGAUGGCAAGCCAACUGGUCAAUAUGUAGGACGUGUCACCAUGUACACUGGAGGACUCCGAUUUAGCAAAGUGACACGAGGAGACACUGGAGACUAUGACUGUGAGGUGUCUGGAAAUGGUGGAUAUGGAGAGAAUACCAUUAAACUCACAGUUCUUGUUCCUCCCGCCAAGCCCGUAUCCAGAAUUCCUUCCUCAGUCACAACAAGCAGUAACGUCCGGCUGACUUGCUUUGACCCAGUUGGCUCUCCUCCAUCCACCUACAAGUGGUACAAAGACAACACCCCCCUCCCUGACGACCCAACCAAGUUCCCAGCUUUUAAGAACCUCACUUACAAGUUGAAUGUUUUCAAUGGAAACCUGGAGUUCCCGAGUGUGUCUAAGAUGGACACUGGCUCAUAUUUCUGUGAGGCCAGUAAUGGAGAAGGUGUCCCUCAGCGUGGUGAUCAAGUGAAGAUGGAAGUCCGUGAUCUGAAUGUUGGAGGCAUUGUUGCGGGGGUUAUCGUGGCUUUGCUGGCAGUAGGUUUGCUGCUCUUUGGUCUCUGGUAUGCCAGCAAAAAGGGAUAUCUGCCAAAAUUGUCUGAAAAAAAACAGAAACCACAAGCUGUUUAUACACAGCCUCAGACAGAUGAUGUGGAUGAGGUUAAUGGGUUCAGACAGAAAUCCUCUUUUGUGGUGUAGCCUGUGCUGAUCUGAAUGAAAUACCCUGACGAUUUGUUGCCUAGAUAAAUAUGUUUAUUCUGCAUAGGUUCAAGCAAAUCAGGAUUAGUGUAUAUGUGAAAGGUGUGACUUCAGAGGUGCCGCCGUAGAUCAUAGAAAUGUCUAAAAAGCUUUAAAACAUGUGAGGUAGAUUCAUUUUGCAGAUUUGGUUUUAGAGCUGUAAAAUCUGUGCGUCUCUCAUUUGCAGAAAUGAUUAGAAAUGUAAUUUAUUGAAGUAUACGAGUCAUUUGUGAGUGGAAAACAAAUUUCAUAUAGUUUAACAUUGAUCCUUCUAUUCAUGUAAUUUGCUCUGAUUUGUUGCAUUUGUAUGGAUUGAGGUAUCCAUUUAAUGUGAUUCUGCACUAUGAGAUAAACUAUGGGUGUUCUCCAUUCAGGUUAAACAAUCCCCUAUGCCCUUCAUAUAAACAUUUGCUGUACAUUUGCAGUCAUGAUAUGUUGUUCUUUUACUUCGCUGUUACUUCUUAUGAUGGUUUGCUCUGUUUUUGUGUUUUAUACAUAUUUCAUGAAAUGUAAAUAUAGCUUUUUAAACUUUUAUUGCAUUUUUGUAGGAUUUUAAAUCAUGCUUCAUUGACCUCUCUGACUUGUUCAUGUGGUAACAUAUUACCCCCCCCCCCCCCCCCCAACCCUCCCUUAUUUUUCGUGUUUUCUUGUUUUAAUGUCUGACCUGAUCCAAUUCCUCCAAUAAAUUAAACAUGCUAAAUGUAGUUUAUGCAA
Messenger RNA from Danio aesculapii, 1787 nucleotides. RefSeq names its product F11 receptor, tandem duplicate 1 (gene f11r.1). The record is from RefSeq and is a predicted model, not a curated record. The coding region runs from base 153 to 1034 and encodes 293 amino acids. Gene Ontology annotation, biological process: cell adhesion; establishment of endothelial intestinal barrier; intestinal absorption. The transcript is spliced from 10 exons. Lineage: Eukaryota; Metazoa; Chordata; Actinopteri; Cypriniformes; Danionidae. Gene Ontology annotation, cellular component: bicellular tight junction.